Messenger RNA from Globicephala melas (long-finned pilot whale), 5796 nucleotides. RefSeq names its product ZFP28 zinc finger protein (gene ZFP28). Gene Ontology annotation, molecular function: DNA-binding transcription factor activity, RNA polymerase II-specific; RNA polymerase II cis-regulatory region sequence-specific DNA binding. Gene Ontology annotation, biological process: regulation of transcription by RNA polymerase II. Lineage: Eukaryota; Metazoa; Chordata; Mammalia; Artiodactyla; Delphinidae. The record is from RefSeq and is a predicted model, not a curated record.
CCUGGGCAGCCGCGGUCCGGAAGGGCCAGGAGCCGCUGACUUGGGGCCGAGUCGACGGACGCUGUGUAGGCCCAGACGGGCCCUCUCCUCCCCGCCCUCUCUCCUCUUGGCGCCGCCGGGACGCCGGCCGGGACUCCGUUUCCCAGAGGGCGCCGCGGCUGACGGACGCGCUCACUUCCGGCGGCGGCCCGCCACCUGGGUUCCAGCUGGCCAGGCAGGGUGGUGGGCUCGGCGACCGGCCGGGCGGGGCCGGCUGGGUGCCCGGCGUGCCCGGGCGGGCUGGGUGUGUUUUCGCGACCCCGGGGGCGUGUGCGCGCACGGUGGUGACAUGCGGGGGACGGCGAGCGCGCGGGCCCGCGGCCUGGGAUCCCCACCGCAGCGAGGCGUCCCCCGCACAAAGCCCAGAGCGGGCCGCGGCCGGAGCGCGGGGACCCCGGUUGCUUUCCCUUGCCCUGCCCGGGGAAGGCCGCGCGCAAGGAGUGGCUUCACAUCCAGGGGCCAGCGGGGAGCGGCGACUACGGGGCCUGAGAAUAGAGCUCUGCCUUCCAGGGACACGGCCUUUGUCCAGGUGAGGAGACACAAGCAGGAGGCGGCAGGGACAGAAAUUGAACGGCAAGCCACCUCCCAGAGCUUGGUGACAUUUGGGGAUGUGGCUGUAGAGUUCUCCCCAGAGGAGUGGGAGUGGCUGGACUCUGCUCAGAGGAGUCUGUACAGGAGUGUGAUGCUGGAAAACUACAGGAGCCUGGUCUCGCUGGGACUUUGUGUUUCUAAGCCCAAAAUGAUCUCCUCACUGGAACAGAGGAAGGAGCCCUGGGCGGCGAAGAGAACGUUGACAAGAGGCGGGUGUCCAGACUCACGGGCUCUGCCAAAGACCAAGGAGUUAUCUUCAAAGAAGAACUUCUGUGAAGAAAAGUCAUCCCAGGCGGUGCCAAUGGAGAGGCCCACAACCUACAGUCUGGAGUGCUCCGUUCUAGGGGAAGACUGGGGUUACAGUGCUGUGUUGGAGAGGCAUCUGGGCUUGGUGACCAUCACGAACAUGGCCGUAGACGUCUCCCAGCAGCCAGACCCAACUCGGAAGAGUUUCUGUAAGAAUGUUGUGUGGGAGGACCACAAUCUGGGGGCAGUAGGACAUUGUGUGUCUGAGCCAGACUUGGUCUCUUUGCUGGACCUUGGGAAGGAACCCUGGGUGGUGAAAGGAGAGCUGGCAAGAGGCCCAUCCCCAGGCCAGCAGUCUAUACAUGAGACCCAGGAGUUAUUUCCGAAGCAGGAUUCAUUUGCUGAAGUGGUAACGGACAGAACUUCAAACACUAACCUAGAGAGUUCCACUUUCAGAGGAAGCUGGGAUUCUGAGGGUCUGUUUGAAAGGAAGCUGGCAUGUCAGAAGACACAAUUCAGGCAGGAGGCAGUCACUCACAACAAAACUCUCUCUAAGGAAAGAGAGUGUCCGUAUAACAAAUCUGGAAGAUGGUUCCACUUGGACAUUUCAGAAGAGAGAGUUCACCGCUGUGAUUCAGUUAAGAAAACUUUCCCCCCAAGUUCAGUGGUAAUAAAACAUGCAGGGAUCUAUGCAGGAAAAAAACUUUUCAAAUGUAAUGAAUGUAAGAAAACCUUUACCCAGAGCUCAUCCCUCACCGUGCAUCAGAGAAUUCAUACUGGAGAGAAGCCCUAUAAAUGUAAGGAAUGUGGAAAGGCCUUCAGUGACGGCUCAUCCUUUGCCCGACAUCAGAGAUGUCACACCGGCAAGAAGCCCUACGAAUGUAUGGAAUGUGGGAAAGCCUUCAUACAGAACACAUCCCUUAUCCGUCACUGGAGGUAUUAUCACACCGGGGAGAAACCCUUUGACUGCAUCGACUGUGGGAAAGCCUUCAGUGAUCACAUCGGACUCAAUCAGCACAGGAGAAUUCAUACUGGAGAGAAGCCCUACAAGUGUGAUGUGUGUGACAAAGCCUUUAGGUAUGGCUCAUCCCUGACUGUCCAUCAGAGAAUUCACACAGGAGAGAAACCGUACGAAUGUGAGGUGUGUAGAAAAGCCUUUAGCCAUCAUGCCUCACUCACUCAGCACCAAAGGGUGCAUUCUGGAGAGAAGCCUUUUAAAUGUAAAGAAUGUGGGAAAGCCUUUAGGCAGAAUAUACACCUUGCUAGCCAUCUGAGGAUUCAUACUGGUGAGAAGCCCUUCGAAUGUGGGGAAUGUGGUAAGUCCUUUAGCAUCAGUUCCCAGCUGGCCACUCAUCAGAGAAUUCAUACCGGAGAGAAGCCCUAUGCUUGUAAGGUCUGCAGCAAAGCUUUCACCCAGAAGGCUCACUUGGCACAGCAUCAGAAAACUCACACAGGAGAGAAACCCUAUGAGUGUAAGGAGUGCGGGAAGGCCUUCAGCCAGACCACACACCUUAUUCAACACCAGCGAGUUCACACGGGAGAGAAACCCUAUAAGUGCAUGGAAUGUGGGAAGGCCUUUGGCGACAACUCCUCCUGCACUCAGCACCAGAGGCUUCACACUGGCCAAAGGCCCUACGAAUGUAUUGAAUGUGGGAAGGCCUUCAAGACAAAGUCGUCCCUCAUCUGUCAUCGCAGAAGUCACACUGGGGAGAAACCUUACGAAUGUAGUGCGUGCGGCAAAGCCUUCAGCCAUCGGCAGUCCCUUAGCGUCCAUCAGAGGAUUCACUCUGGAAAGAAACCGUAUGAAUGCAAGGAAUGCAGGAAAACCUUCAUCCAAAUCGGACACCUCAAUCAGCACAAAAGAGUGCACACGGGAGAGAGACCCCACAACCAUAAGAGAAGCAGAAAGGUCUUCAGGCAGAGCACACACUUUGCACAUCAGAGAAUCCACACUGGAGAGUCACCUGCACGCCCCUCUUUACCUCCUACAUCAAAUCCUGUGGAUCUGUUACCCAAGUUUCUCUGGAAUCCACCCUCACUCCCAUCACUAUAGUCCUGAGACAUUGUGGCUCAGAUAGACCACUCCAGCAGUUUAAAACCUGUUCUCUCUCUUUCUGUCUAUUCUGUUCUUGUCCUGUACAAGUUUGUUCUUCACAUUGUUGCAGUUAGAACGUGAAGAUUUUUGUUUUAAGUGAAAACAGAAUUCAUUUACUCCUCAUGUAAACACUUAUGUUGAGAUCCUUCAUAUUGAUUAAUGCAUAAGAUGUGUGUAGCACAAUGGCUGGUCCAUACUAAGCGUUCAGUAAUGUUAGCUCUUUUAAAAACAUUGUUUUCAGACAUUGAAAAGUUACCAUAGGCAACUCUGACUGAAAAUGAUGCAUAGAAUGAAGCUAAGAGAAGCUGGAUAUUAGGUCAGGAACAGGCGUUUCAAGACAGUGAGGCUUUGCCCGUUCUGGUUUAAAACUUGAUUCCAUAAUGUUGAGUUAGUAUUAUAGCUUUUCAUUUAUCUGCAUAAAGUGUAAGGUGCUGUGACCUUGUUGGUGAGAAAAUUACAUCUGACAACAGUCUUAGAAAGUGUGUAGAGAACAUGGGUGAGGAGGCCACCUGGAAGAAAAGAACUGAAACAAUCAGAGGAGAAGACAAGGUUCACCUGCGUACAUUUAAACCUUCUGACAUGUAUUAGAAAAUUUGGCAAGAUUUGAUCAUUUAAAGUCACCUGGGCUUAUGCGUGAAUUUCAUUAAAGUUUCAAAGAACCACUAACCUUGAGGCAGACUAAUCUUGACUAUGACUCAUGGCCAGAGCCUCACUGUUUCGUAUGGCCCAUGAUCUGAAUUUUAAAAAUUAUUUUAAUGGAGGAACAAGUGAAUAGAAUAAUAGCUUAAGACAACAUGAAAAUUAUAUGAAAUUUAAAUUUCAGUGUCCGUAAAUAAAGUCUUAUUGGCUCACAGCCAUGCUCAUUUGUUUACAUAUUGCCUAGGGCUGCUUUCACUCUACAAUAGCAGACCUGAGUAGCUGCAACAGAGACAGUAUUGCCUGCAAAACUUCAAAUAUUUACUCUCUGUCCUUGUGCAGAGAAAGCGUGCCGACUCCUGCUCCAGUGCAGAGAAAAAUACACAAAAGGUUCUAAUUAUUUUUAUGAGGAUAAUACAACUCUCCCAUCAAAAACAAGGAAAACUAUAAAGCAACUUAUGAAUAGAGGUGAAAGAAUGUUAUUAAACUGUUGAACAAUAGGAAAUGUCAAUAAAAGGAAAUACUAUAUUUUUCUAGAUGAAGUAAUACUGUUAAAAUGUUUGUAAAUUGUCACUCCCAAUAGAGUCUCAGUAGGAUAUGUUUGCUCUGACAGUUUUAGCUGAAAACCACACAAGGAAGGAUGAUUUGUCAAACAUAGCAGGACAUUUAAAAAAUGUUUUGGUGGGACUUCCGUGGCGGUCCAGUGGUUAGGACUCUGUGCUUCCAUUUCAGGGGGUGCGGGUUUGAUCCCUGGUGGGGGAGCUAACCUCGCAUGCCGCGUGGUGUGGCCAGAAAAAAAAAAAUCGUUGAAAAAAUGUUUUGGUAUAUAAUAAGAUUAGCGUUUCAUUAUUGGGGAAAUGAUGUUGUAACAAUUGAUUAUCCACUCUCCACAAAGAGAAGCAUACCUAGACCUUACAGAGAAAUAUAAUACAGUUGUAUUUAUCGGCUCUAAUUAUGAAAUAAUAUGUUAGAGGCGAACACAGAAAGGAGGAAGGCUCUACUGAGUAGGACAUGGAGCCCUGGAAGACAUGAAGAGAGUAAGCUGGCCUGUACAAAGAUUUAAAUAAACUUCGAUAUGGUGAAACGUGUCAAAAAAGAUGUAAGAGGCAACUGGCAGAAAAUACACACAACACAUGAAAAAAUAUGUCAUUUAAGAACAGAGUGCUAUGACACAAAGCAGUCGGGGAACUAGUCAGUGCUUACCAACAGGCGUGUCACAGUGGAAGAAUUCAAAUAAAGAAAAUUUGUUAGGUUCUUAACCUUGUUGCUCAGAAAAUUACAGAUUUAAAACGAAUCUUCUUGACUCGCAGAUGGAUUAAAAUCUAAACUGCAGUUAAUUUCCCAUACUAGUUAUUGUGGGAAAACAGGAGGUUGUUCAUCAUUACCAGUGUAGAUUUGUCUCCUCCUGUUUGGGGUGGCAAUAUGGCAUGACCUAUCCACACUAUAAAUAUGCAUUCCUUUUGAAACAGUAAUUCUAGAUCUAGGAGUUUCAUCCCAAUGGAAUAAAUAUAUAGAUAUAAAUAAUGUUUAUUGCAAAAUCUUUUUAAUUACAAUAAAUAGGAUUUCAGUAUCCUGCCAAGCAGAUUGAUUAAAUUGUGAUUAUUCAAUACAGUAUUGUCCAGUUAGCAGAAAGAGAUUAAGCUCUACAUAUGCUCCUAUGGAGUAUUGUCUGUCUACAAUAUAUUAAAUGCAAUAUGUGAUUUGCAGAACUUUAUGUGUAAAAUAAUCGUGUAGUCAUAGAGUCAAAAUUAAUAUUGAAUAUAUAUGUGUGCGUGUAUAUGUGUGUGUGUGUCUAUAUAUAUAUUUUUUUCAGUAUAUAUGUUGAAAUCUGUUUUUGUCUUUAACACAUGCUUUUCCUAGCUCUUUGUUGUCACUUUGCCUUCAUUCUGUAUUGUACUGUUGGACUGCCAGUCACACAUGGCUCUAAUUAAGCCAGUCAGGUUUUUCAUUCUUUGUAUUUUGACCGGAGACAUGAGGCAAAUAUUAGGCUUUAUGUAUGGGCCAUAAGGGAUGUUUUCUUUUAGUAUUCAUUUUGAUUGGUUGGACCACUUGUUGUAACAGCUAUUAUAAAGAUAUGGAACAUCACUCCUGGACUGCAAAUAUGUGGAAUUGAGUCAUCCUUUGGCAGCAGCCUAAAGAUUUCUGCAUCUCUACCUGUCUGAUCCAUUAAAAUGAUUCCUGCAUCCUCA